Paramecium sonneborni is the source of this 1122-nucleotide messenger RNA. The record is from the annotation of a GenBank genome assembly. NCBI's taxonomy places the organism in Eukaryota, Ciliophora, Oligohymenophorea, Peniculida, Parameciidae.
AUGUAGUGCACUUAUCAUGCUCUAAAUCAAGUCUUGUUUAUUUGUACAGCCCCUCAUAAGUGUAAAUGUUAGAGGAAACUAUGUGCUGAAUGUCAAUGUUAACAUGGAGUGGGAUAGGAAUAUACAAUUCCAAUUAACCUUUUUAAAGCAAUGUUUAUCAAUAAAUUGAUUGAAUAUAAACUGGACCAAAAAUCAUCCGAUCUAACAAAAUAGAGAAUGGCUUUUAAAUCUUUGCUAACUCAAAUGGAAAUGAUGUUGAAAAAAAUUUGGUUAGACAUGUCGAAAUCAAUCAAAGCCAUUUUUGAUUGGAUUGAACAGGAAAACUAAUCAUACAUUAAUCUUAUCAAUGAAAACACAAAUCUUGCCGAAUCCUCAUAUACUGAUUUAGAAAAAAUGGUCUCAAUUAUAGAAGGGUCAAAAUUAAAAGCUUGGAAUAAUGAAAAGAAUUCAUAUAUGAUGGAGUUGGAUAAGAUUAAGAAUUAGUUGGAAUCAGAAAUAACUACCUUUAGUUAAAGUCUAGAGAAAGAAGUGUAAAAGAUUCUAGAGGAAGAUGAAGAGUACUAAAAGAAACAGGAUCUAUAUGAAAUUUUAGUCUCAACUCAAGAUAUCGAUGAAUCAAUAUUAAAUGGGAUUCUUGAAGGGGUGAGAAAAGGGAAGAUGUCGGAUAUCCUAGGAUUUAUAUAAAAACCAUUCAAUUUCUAGCUAUAUGAAUCAUUUGGCUAUUUGCAAGUGAAAAUCAGUGAUAUUAAAAAGACAAUUCAAAAGAUCAUUAAUGUUGUGAGAAAUAUUUUAGAUCAUCCCUUUAACAAAAACGAUUAUACUCAAGAAAGUUAUGAAAAGGAAAAACUCCAUCUCAUUAAGAAGAUUUCAGGAAAUAAGACAAUCGUAAAUUUUCUUAAAUUUUUAGUACAACUAACUAGUAUUGAUGAAAAAUUUAUUUAAAGUGGAUCUAAUGCACUAAAUUUAUUGGUAUAGAUGAAGGUUGAUCUUUCCAACCAAAGCCUUGAAGAUAUCAGAAUCAAAAAUACUACAUUGAUUGGCGCUAAUUUUGUAAGAUGUAACUUUAAUNUUAAACUAAUAUUUAAGUUUCUAAUCGAUAGAAAUUUUAUUUAUUUUUCUUGA